AUUACAACCGAAAAUUAUUUGAAUAUGUAAUAAAAACAUUUAUAAAGUUAUAAACUUUAAAACUUAACACGGCAACACACUAUAGCAGACUUGUGUCAUUUGGACUUUUUAGUAGUAGAAUAUUGGUUGGCAGCCCGUACCAAGUGUGACUUUAGUAGUAGAAUAUAAGUAGUAGUAGUAUUUUCGAGGCAGCCCGUACCAAGUGAGACAUUUUUGCGUGUGCAUUAGUGAAAAUCUUAGGAUUGGUUGCUAGAAAAUUUUAACAAUGAUAAAUAUUGAUAGUGGUAUAUGGAACGCAAUCCAACAACGUUUAAUAAAUAUCACAAUGCUGGAUCGCUUUCAAUUUAUAUUGAACGUGUAGAACACCCCUAUAUGUGUUUUUUCAUACCUAUAUGUUACUUGCUUUUGUUUAGAUUUGUGAAAUAUAUAAUUAAAUUAACAUUUUUACAAUGACGUUGUUUCGAUUUACUUCUAAAUUUUUACGUUUGCCUACAAUUAGAGUGCA
Molecule: messenger RNA, 505 nt
Organism: Bactrocera oleae (olive fruit fly)
Lineage: Eukaryota; Metazoa; Arthropoda; Insecta; Diptera; Tephritidae
Source: RefSeq, a predicted model, not a curated record